AUGUGGAACAUCCUGCUGGAUUCCCUGCUUCAAGAAGCUGAAACCUGGAAUGUACACGUCCAGGCUUAUGCCGACGAUAUUAUAUUAAUAGGGACUGGGAAAACAGCAUCAAUAAUAGAAAAUAAAAUCAACACAGCGCUAAAUAAAAUAUCUAAUUGGGGCUUCUCUAGUAAAAUGAGCUUCGCGGCUCAUAAAACGCAAGCUAUUCUCAUAACAAAGAAAUAUAAAUAUGAAAUGCCUAACUUAAAGCUCAGUGAUACCAAUAUAGUAUUCAGUGAAAACCUGAAAAUUCUCGGUUUGAACAUCGACAGAAAUUUAAAUUUUGUAAAACAUGUACAAGACACCACAGAAAAAGCUAUUGUGCUAUACAAAAAGGUUUCAAAAACAGCAAGAGCUCAAUGGGGACUCAACUCGGAAAUUCUUAGGACUAUUUACAUUACUGUCGUAGAGCCUACAAUGUUAUAUGCGGCAGCUUGCUGGGGAAACAAAGCAUCAAGAAUACAGAUACGCAAACGUCUUGAUACUAUAACGAGAGUAUUCUGUAUUAUGAUUUGUAAAGCUCAUCGAACAUCUUCGCUAAAUUCCUGUGCCGCCUUAGCAAGAAUUAUACCACUAGACUUAAGAGCUCAAGAAGAACUAGACAUAUACGAAAUAAAAAGAGGAAAGUCCAUUGAGCAACUACCAGGGAGGAAACUUGCCAUACCAAUAAAUCCUUUUAACCUUCCACAUCCAGCGUUACGUGUCCCAGAGACUUACAAUGACAUAUGUACAGAAAAGGAUGUUGAAAUGAAAGAAAACAACUAG
Molecule: messenger RNA, 804 nt
Organism: Parnassius mnemosyne (clouded apollo)
Lineage: Eukaryota; Metazoa; Arthropoda; Insecta; Lepidoptera; Papilionidae
Source: the annotation of a GenBank genome assembly